Messenger RNA from Nanorana parkeri, 1194 nucleotides. RefSeq names its product prostaglandin E receptor 3 (gene PTGER3). The transcript is spliced from 2 exons. Bases 40 to 1161 code for a protein of 373 amino acids. Gene Ontology annotation, biological process: negative regulation of gastric acid secretion; adenylate cyclase-activating G protein-coupled receptor signaling pathway; positive regulation of cytosolic calcium ion concentration. The record is from RefSeq and is a predicted model, not a curated record. Gene Ontology annotation, molecular function: prostaglandin E receptor activity. Lineage: Eukaryota; Metazoa; Chordata; Amphibia; Anura; Dicroglossidae. Gene Ontology annotation, cellular component: plasma membrane.
UGAGCGGGCACCGGACGCAGGAGGGCAGCGCCGGGCACCAUGGACAGCAACUCGGCGGGCUGUGACAACUACACCAUGUGGGACCCCAACAUGUCCAACGUGGUCCGGGAGAGGAGCCGGGCCAACCAGAGCCAGGACUGCGGCGGGUCGGUGUCGGUGGCGUUCCCGCUGUCCAUGAUGAUCACCGGGCUGGUGGGCAAUGCCCUGGCCAUGUCCCUGAUCUACAGGUCGUACCGGCAGAAGGAGAGUAAGAGGAAGCAUUCGUUCCUCCUGUGCAUCGGAUCCCUGGCGCUCACCGACUUCACCGGGCAGCUGCUCACCAGCCCCAUCGUCAUCUCAGUCUACCUGGCCAACAGGCAGUGGGGCCGGGUGGACCCGUCCGGGCACCUGUGCCAGUUCUUCGGGUUCAGCAUGACCAUGUUCGGACUGUGCCCCCUAUUCAUCGCCAGCACCAUGGCCAACGAGAGGACCCUGGCCAUCCGAUCCCCGCACUGGUACUCCAGCCACAUGAGGAGCCGGGCCACCGUCACCGUCCUACUGGGCAUCUGGGGCGCCGGACUGGGCUUCGCCCUGCUGCCGCUGGCGGGGUUAGGGCAGUACGCCUUGCAGUGGCCGGGCACCUGGUGCUUCAUCAGCACGGACCACCAUAGCCCCGGCAACGUGGUGUUCGCGGCCACCUUCGCCACGCUGGGGCUCCUGUCACUGGCCACCACCUUCAGCUGCAACCUGGCCACCAUCAAAGCCCUGGUGAGCCGCUGCAAGGGACGGAGCUCGGCUUCCAAGACCAGCAAGCAGUGGGAGAGGAUCACGAUGGAGACCAUGUUCCAGCUGAUGGGGAUCAUGUGUGUGCUCUUUGCCUGCUGGUCGCCGCUGCUGGUGAUUAUGCUAAAAAUGAUCUUCAAUCAUACCUCAGUUGAACGCUGCAGGCCACCGUUGGCCCUGCUAAGCCCAGGGGUGCAAAAAGACUGUAACUUCUUUCUGACGGCCAUCCGCCUGGCCUCCCUCAACCAAAUACUUGACCCUUGGGUCUACCUCUUGCUGCGGCAAAUUCUGCUCCGAAAGUUUUGCCAGGUAGCGAACGCCGUGUCAAACUGCUCCACUGACGCCCACAAAGAUCAGCCUAUCAUAUUAACCACAGACGUGAAAAAGCCAGAGGGCUGACACAUAUUUAUGGAGGCCCUUUGCAUGCCGAAA